AUGAUGAAAGAGGGCAGAACCAGGCCCUACCACGGGGAAACAUCCCUAAAGUGCACGGAAUCUCCGUUCAGCAAAGAGAUCAUGGAAGCUCCAUUGCCCAGCAGAUUCAAGAUGCCCACCUUUGAGAGAUACGAAGGUUUGUCUGACCCCAUUGAUCACCUGGAAUAUUUCAAAAUGUUAAUGCAGCUGCAAGGAGCUCCGGACGCCAUCAUGUGCCAAGCGUUUGCUACCAUCCUUAAGGGUACCACCAGAGACUGGUAUCGAACUCUUCGACCAGGAUCUGUUGGUUCCUUCCAAGGGAUGGAGCAAAUGUUCAUCGGCCAUUUCCUUAGUAGCCGAAGAGUUGUCAAAACAACAGGCCAUCUAAUGAGUAUGGUGCAAGGGGAUCGGGAGACUUUAAAGAACUUCAUGCACCGUUUCAACACAGCGACCCUAGAAAUCCGCAACUUGGAUAUGGGGGUAGCCUUGGCCGCCCUGACAACGGCUCUCCAACCCGGAAGUUUCUUAUACUCCCUUGGAAAAAAACCUCCAGUAGACAUGGGGGAGUUAAUGAUUCGAGCAGAGAAAUACAUAAACCUAGAGGAUAUGAUGGACACGAGAGGAAAUCGUCUAGAGCGGAAAAGGAGAAACAACGGCAGAGAAUCUGGAGACGCGUAUAGACCUACAAAAAGGCACGAAACUAGUGCGACACAAAUAGGUCAAAAGAGUAGAGGACAGCACAACAAGUUCUCCACCUACACACCUCUAAAUUUACCGCGCUCAGAGUUGCUGAUGCAGAUCAAAAAGAAGGACUACGCGUAUACUGGUAGACAAUGGGAGCUCGGCCAACAUCAUGUUCUGGUCGGUCUUGGUAGGGAUGAAGAUCGGCAAGGAACGAUUGAAGCCCGUCUCGACCCCUUUGGUAGGAUUUGGGGGAGACACUGUUCACCCCUUGGGAACCAUCACGUUACCAGUGACAACAGGGACGACCCCGCAGCAGGUAACAACGUUGACGGAGUUCCUGGUGGUUGA
Molecule: messenger RNA, 1011 nt
Organism: Malania oleifera
Lineage: Eukaryota; Viridiplantae; Streptophyta; Magnoliopsida; Santalales; Ximeniaceae
Exons: 2
Coding region: 1-1011 (336 amino acids)
Source: RefSeq, a predicted model, not a curated record